Molecule: messenger RNA, 876 nt
Organism: Ambispora gerdemannii
Lineage: Eukaryota; Fungi; Glomeromycota; Glomeromycetes; Archaeosporales; Ambisporaceae
Source: the annotation of a GenBank genome assembly
AUGUCUGAAGAACAAAAUCAAAAACCAUCCAUAAAUCCUUUAUUUGCUGCGUUUACUGAAGAUGAGAGAAGCGCUGUCGCGCAAUUAAAGAAUAAAUUAGAUGGGAUAUUGACCCUUGCUGUAGCGCCUGAAGAUUAUUCUCUUUGGGGAAUUCCAUUGGAUAAAGAAUCAUCUGAUGAACGACUAGAAGUUCUCUUGAUAAAGUUUUUAAGAGCGAGAAAUCUUGAUGUCGCGGAAGCUCAAGUGAUGCUGACUAAUACAAUAAAAUGGCGUCUCGAAUUCAAAGUUGACGGUAUACUUGAAGAGAAAUUCGACGAGGCAAUAUUCCCUGGGAGGAUCGGAUUUAUUCAUGGCCUUGACAUUAAAAAUCGUCCAGUCACUUAUAACCUGUACGGCGGUCUCGAUAAUCAAAAAGUAUUUGGGGACGUGGAAAAAUUCUUGCGAUGGCGUGUACAGUUAAUGGAACGUGGAAUCGAAGAACUGGAUUUCGUAAAUGUGGAUCAAAUGAUACAGGUUCAUGAUUACGAAGGGAUCGGGUUGGGAUCGCAUGAUAAAACAACCAAGACUGCAAGUAAAAAGGUCACGCAAGUUAUGCAAGAUAAUUAUCCGGAAUUUUUGGCUGUUAAAUUUUUCGUAAAUGUACCUUGGUGGGGCGACCUUGUAUUUAAGUUUAUUUCGGUCUUUCUUGCCGAACAAACGAAAAAGAAAUUUGUUGUCACUUCAGCGAGUAAUGUCAAAGAACACAUGACAAAAUAUAUCACCGAAGAAGAAUUACCCACCAAAUAUGGUGGGAUAGGUGUUGUUCCUGAAUUGGAAAUCGCAACCUUUAAUGGCGGAGCGGAAGUAGACGAUGGUGCCAAAGAAUCAACGCACUAA